UUGUUGUUGAGAAUAUUACCUAUGUUCCCUCUUUCCCCCACGAGCCCCUUCCAGCCCAAUCCGGGCCUUCCCCAGGGCUGUUCCUGCCUCGUGCGUAACGGUACUUACUUCUGCGUGUUUAAAUGUGUCUGCGCCCCCGUUUCCCGUUAUGUUUCCCGUUAUUGGGGGCGCACACGCUCAGGCGUGGGGUUGCCCGGCCGCGCGGUGGUUUCCGAAGGAACGAUUCGGGGACUUGCCGCAUUUUCCCAGGGGCCGCACGUGGGCCAGCCCCCCAGUCUACGCGCCCCCCCCCCCCCCCCAUCCCCAGCUGCAGCAGCCACGGGGCCGGAUGGGGAAGUGGCGGCCGCUCUGAACUUUUCCUUUCGCCCCCGCCCGCCCUGCACAGGGGCCGGGAGGAAGGGCCUGGGCUGGAGCAGAAAUCCCAGCGCUGAUGUCACCCCCGGGCAGGCCCCCCGCACUCAGUUCUGCUCCGCGCCCUGCGCUCAGGCCUCAGAUCGUGGCCGUGGCCGUGGAGGGAGGAUGGCCCACGGCGAGGGCUUCGGCUACGUGCAGGGCCUGGCCCGGGACUACCUGCGGCACGCGCUGCGGGGCCCGCGGCCCGAGGCCCGGCCCGGCCCGGCGGCCCGGGUGCACCGGCUGCUGCGGGAGACGGCGGGGGCGGUGCAGCGGGACGCCGAGCGGGCGCUGCGGCCCUGCCUGGCCGGCCUGCCCGUGGGCUCCGCGGCGGCCGCCAGGGCCGUGUUCCUGGCCGUGGCGCGCAGCGAGUUCGAGGACGGCGUGGUCAACUGGGGCCGCCUGGUGACCCUGUUCGCCCUGGAGGGCAUCCUGGCCAGGGAGCUGCUCCGCCAGCGGGGCGACCGGGAAGACUGGGACCCGGACCAGGACCUGGACCCGGGCCUGGACCCGGACCGGGACCUGGACCUGGACGCGGACACCGCCGAGGAGAUCUCGCGCGUCGUGGCCGAGUUCAUCACCUCGCAGGCGGGGGACUGGAUCAGGCAGAACGGCGGCUGGGAACACGGCUUCGUGCAGAAGUUCGAGCCACGGCCGGGCUGGCCGGCCUUCCUGGGGGCGGCGGCCCAGGUUCUGCUCUGCGUGCUGAGGCAGCUGCCCUGACCGCCGGGACCGGCCUUGGGAGACGGGGACUCUUGCGAGAGGCAUUGCCGACGCUCACGUCUCCUCCUCCUCCUGAGCAAACGGCCCUCGUGCUGCAACCGGAGGGCACGGACUCUCUGCCCCGUUUCCAUGCGGUGACCAGAUUUUCACGUUGGUAACGCCAACGGGACACCACUGACUGGGGUGGGGGUGGGGGUUCUUGAUUCAAACUGUGGUCUAUAUGGAGCAACAAACAUUUUCAUAGAACACAAACAUAGU
Pipistrellus kuhlii (Kuhl's pipistrelle) is the source of this 1374-nucleotide messenger RNA. It is a transcript of the gene BCL2A1, whose product is annotated as BCL2 related protein A1. Bases 22 to 1116 code for a protein of 364 amino acids. The transcript has 2 exons. Gene Ontology annotation, molecular function: protein homodimerization activity; protein heterodimerization activity; channel activity. The record is from RefSeq and is a predicted model, not a curated record. Gene Ontology annotation, cellular component: mitochondrial outer membrane. Gene Ontology annotation, biological process: positive regulation of apoptotic process; release of cytochrome c from mitochondria; extrinsic apoptotic signaling pathway in absence of ligand. NCBI's taxonomy places the organism in Eukaryota, Metazoa, Chordata, Mammalia, Chiroptera, Vespertilionidae.